Messenger RNA from Rotaria socialis, 2130 nucleotides. NCBI's taxonomy places the organism in Eukaryota, Metazoa, Rotifera, Eurotatoria, Philodinida, Philodinidae. The record is from the annotation of a GenBank genome assembly.
AUGCGAUCAUCAGGCAUGGCUAGUACUGAUGUAGUCGAUUCUUUUGUCGAUCCGGAGACUCUCAAUCAAUAUUCAUUACGUGAAUUCACUUUACACGCUCAUGGUCGAAUCGACAUGGAAAAUACUUCACAAAAGUUUAUGACAAUAUUUACUGACAAUGCAGCUCCUGAUACUUGGUCUACGCAUGAUCUUGCAAGCGUUUACACUCAUCUAGCUGCACGAGGUUAUCAGUAUGGACCUGCUUUUCGACGUGUCCAGUCGCUUCGUGGUACAACAUCGACAGUGGUGGCUGAGCUUGAUAGUGAUCUUAGUUCAAUAAGUGAUCUAUCAUCUUAUCAACUAUUUCAUCCAACUUUAUUGGAUUCUAGUUUUCAUCCACUUCUAGCUCUACUACCUGGCUUCGAUUCUACAUUCAUUCCAAUUUCCAUUCAAAAAUUCGUUAGUACAGGAAAAGUAAACACGAAUGUUUUGAAACUAGAAAUGCGUGGUAAAUAUCUUGACAAUGUCUGUGGUUUGGCCCAAGCACGAACAUAUACAACUGAUCUGGUGAUUCUUCCAACUGAUGCAUCUUUAGAUCAAACGAUGUUCAUGUUUGAAGGUCUAACGAUUCGACAAAUUCAAGGUACACAAUCUGGUGAAUCGGCACAAGUAAAAUCAGUUUUCGAUAAAUUAAAUGCAGCUGCUGAUGUGCCCAAUGCAGAUCACACUGAACAAUUAGAUGCAAUUAUGAAAGAUUAUUGUAUGAGACGUAGAUGGGUUGAUACAUUGAUAGUAACUAAUUUAGCCGAUUUAUUUCCAUCAGGUGAGAAAAUUUUCAAUGCUGGAUUCGAUGUUCUUAGUAAUCAAGAAUUAGUGAAAUCAAUUGAACCGUUCAAUCAAUUGGCUGCAUGUUAUGCUCAAAUAGCAUUGAAAGAUCUCGAUUUGAGUCUUGUUGAUCAAAACUAUCAUUCUUUAUUAAGUUCAUGUCAAUCUCUUGCCUCUACUCAAAGUGAACAAGCGUCAUUUCAUUCAACACAACUUCGUCUAAUGACUUUGUUUGAUCGGUUUCCACAGCUCAAACCAAUCUUGACUGCUUUGAAUACGUACGGUUCGCAUCUCAAACAAGUUCUUAAUGGACAACAAAAUGCGUUAGAACUGUUCUUGGGCGACGAUCAAACUGAACAAAAUUUGCAGCAAAUACAAACUAUUAUUAGUAUGGGUAGAAUAGAAAUGAUCUUUCAAGCGAUCAAACAAUAUCUUCAACAGCACGAUCAAAAUAACAAUGGUUCACUUAGUAAUCGCCGAUUACGCAUAUUCUGGUUAGUUGGUGGUGAUUGCUGCUCUUUUUUACCUAUUCUAGAACUUUUACUCAACUUAUCAAGUCAGACAGGACUACGAGUCGAUAUACACUAUGCAGACACUGAUUCAAGACAAAUUACACGAGCUGAGCAAACAUUUGAGACACAUUUAGAUGGUCAAAAUAGUAUAUGUAUUACAUAUGAUCAAACAUUUGACUUGUUCAACAACGAAGACCGUGACAAAAUUCCGAUUGAAUCAUUUGAUAUAAUGCUUACUGCGAAUAAAUUGCAGGGAUAUCAAUGGUGGUCGCCAUCAGGAAGAGGUCGCGCCUUUAAUGAUAUAGAUCAAUGGACAACAGCCUUAAAAGAAGCAAGUGGCUUUGAAUCUAUUAAAACGUUUCUCAGUUCAUAUGAAAGUACACUAAUCAUGGCUCAGAAGACUAAAUCUUCUGAACUACUGCAGAGACUAGACGAAAGAAAAACUCAAGCUUGGCUUCUUUUUGCCAAAGACAAUCAGAAGAGUCUUGCACAUAGUAUUGCAUCACUUUUACCAUGUUCGAACUUCGAAUAUAUUGAUAUGUAUGAUUCUGACAUGGAAAAAAUACGUUCGGUAGUGCAAAAGAUGAUGGCUCAGUACGGACAGUUAUAUAUAGUUUUUGCAUGGCCACUUGAACAAACAGCACUGGAAGAGAAUAGCGAUUUAGCAUUUAAACAACAUGAAGAAUCUAUGUGUGGCACUCUUGCUCAGGUUCUUCAAUUGAUUCAAGCAAUAUCACCUCAAUUUUGUCCGUUUGUAUUUGUUAUUACACGCGAUGCUCAGUUAAAUAUUGAGUCUGGUUGCAAUAUUAUUUGA